Molecule: messenger RNA, 4579 nt
Organism: Amphibalanus amphitrite
Lineage: Eukaryota; Metazoa; Arthropoda; Thecostraca; Balanomorpha; Balanidae
Product: polycomb protein Asx-like
Exons: 11
Coding region: 306-3185 (959 amino acids)
Biological process (GO): animal organ morphogenesis; positive regulation of transcription by RNA polymerase II
Cellular component (GO): PR-DUB complex
Molecular function (GO): chromatin binding; DNA binding
Source: RefSeq, a predicted model, not a curated record
AGAAAUUCAAGAUGGCGUGGACCUUGUGAUGAGAUUUGUUGUUUUUUGCGAUUGAUGUUCAAUAUCGUUUAAUUUUAGCGAUUGAAGUGGAGAGUCUUGUUUGGAUGUGGUGUUUUUUUUUUGAAGCUGCAAGGGUGUCAAGACUGCUCAUGUGAACUGUAUCUCUUUGAAAAGGGAUCAUAAUUGUAUCAGCUGCGUUAUAGAAAUCCUGGUGCAUGUGUUUCCAAUUUGAGUGAAAUUUUGAUGAUCGGAGUAUAAGAUGAAAUCUGAGGUAUUACCUCAAUAGACAGCCAGCAUUUCAAGAGAUGGAGACGGAGCCGCGCCUGCCGGAGAAGCGGCGCCGGCGGGCCACCGGCCAGGAGCCGGUGUCGGCGCCGGCGCCGCUGUCUAUGCGCCAGCUGCAGGUGGCGCCGCCGGCCGCACCCGCCGCGCCGGCCGCAGCCACCCACUCAGCGGCCGGCGGUGAGCCCCUGGUGAUCCGUACCCCAGCCGGUACAGAGGCCACCAGCAAGAUGCAGCAGAUUCUGCGCGCGCUCGGCCGCCGGCCCCGCCAGAGACGUGCCCGAAAACUCUCCAACGCCGCUCAGCUGAAACAGACCCAGGAGGGGGUCAUUGACCUGGAGACGCCGGACAGCAUCCUCACCAGAGUGCAGGUAAAGUCUCUGCUGAGCCGGUCGGCCUUCUGCCGGCUGCCGUCGCUGUACCAGCUGCAGCUGGCCAAGAUGCUGCCAGACGCCGACGGGCCCAGCGGCUCAGACGGGACCAUGAAACUGGGCGGCGCGAGCCUCAACAACGAGUUCCUGGCUCGCGCCUGUCAGCAGUGGCAGGAGCGACUGAGGCGGGGUGAGUUCACGCACGAGAACCAGCACAAGUACCGCGCAGACGUGGACAUGAUGCGGCGCCGGCUGGACCCCUGGAAGGCGCGGAACUUUGAGCCGGUUUGGGGCCGGCGGCCGCGCCGCUCCGGCAGUCCGGUGACGCGUGACGCCCAGUCGGUGCUCGGCACCGCCCUGCCGCCGGUGCCCGCCGCCGCCGCCGCCGCUGUCCUACCAGCCGCCGCCGCCACCACCGCCCCGGCGGCCGUCCCCGUCUCGGCGGCGGCAGCAGCGAGCAGCGCCCCCAGCGGCUCGGCCGCCGCCCCGUCCGUACCUGAAGUGAAGCCAAAGAGGUCGUGGGCCACGCCGCCGCCAGAGUCAGCCGAGAGGACGGCUGGCGCCGAGGACGAAGAAUGGAGCUCCCCCAACGACGUGUCUCUCGAGUCUACCACGUGGUCUCCGACUGAGGAAGCGGACGACUCGGGUCGGACCGAGGACGAGCUUCCUCCAGCCGAGGAGGACGAGGACGACGUCGGCGAGGAGGAGGAGCCCGAGGAGGAGGAACUGGAGAGGAUGAUGGAGCAGGUGGAGGAGGAGGAGGACGAGGAAGAGGAGCCGGAGGAGGCGGCCGCCGAGGUGGCCGUGUUUGUGGCCGGGUCGGUGUGCGGCACCCCGCCGGCGCCCGACAGUCCGCCGCGGGUGCAGCUGACUCCUCUGGCGGCCCCGCGCGCCGCCGGACGCAGGGACUCUCCGCCGCCGACCCCGCCGCCGGCCGAUGUCGGCGUGUCCCUGCUGCCGGUCGGUGUGAGCUCCGCCGGGGGACCGAGCGGCGCGGAGAGGGCCGCGCCGGCUGACCCGCUCAUCACCACCAUCUCGAUCACGACGGCCAACUCGGAGCCCUCCUCUCCGGCCAGCGAGAUAGGCGGCGAACAGGGCACGGAGGAGGAGCCCCCGGCGGCGGCGGCGGCGGCCGAGCCCGUUACGGUGGAGCUGCAGACCGCGGCGGGACGGCCGCCCGACCGGCCCACCUCCCCCACCGAGCAGGAGGACGGAGAGGAGGGAGAAGAUGAGGACGAAGAGGAACAGCGGGUAACGAUAGUGCCGGUGCCCGGUCCGGCGCCGGCUCCGGCCCUGGCCGUGCAGGCCCCAGCCGUGUCAGAGGCUGUGGAUGGGAUGGAGAGCGAUACCCCGCCGUCAGUUACCCCAGCGGUGGUGUCUCCGGCUCGGCAGGAGGAGGUCACAGUGACGCCUCUGGUGACGCCGAGCACAUCACCGGCCCCAGCGGCGGUCCCGGCCGCGCCGCACCGGUCGCCGCCGUCGCCGGCAGCGUCUGCCACCCCCUCCCCUGCCGCUGCUGCUGCCGCUGCCGCUGCCGUGGCGGUGUCGUCUGCCGCUCCAGCUCCGGUCGCCGCCUCAGUCCCGGCUCCGGCGGUCUCCACGGCGGUGACAGCGAUGUCAGGUGUUGCCGCCCAGCAGCCGCAGCCGGUGGUCUCUGAGGCAGCACAGCAGCAGCCGGCGGCCGAGCAGCAGCUGGCGCCGGUGCCGCCCCCUGCCCAGCAGCAGCAACAGACACAGCAACCAGCCCAGUCCCAGCCGGCAGUUCCGCUGCAGCAGCAGCAGGUGCGGCCGGCGCUGGCGGUGUCUGCCGGCCAGCCCCAGCCGGUGGCCCUGGCCGGUACCCUGCCUCUGCCGGCCACGGCGGGCGCUCAGCCCCGGCCCCAGACCUCGGCCGCGCCCGCCGCACAGCUGCGCACCAAGGGGAAGGGACGUGGGCAGGCCGGCAAAGCGGGUAAGGCGGCCCGUCCGCCGGCGGGUACGGUGAACCUGGAGCGCUCCUACCAGAUCUGCCAGGCGGUCAUCAACAAGUCGCAGAACCGCGCUCAGCUGCAGGCGCAGCUCAAACCGCUGCCGGCGCUGUUGGCGGAGCGCGGCGGCCCGGCCGGCCGGCGCUCGACCGCCCCCUCCGCGGCCGCCGCCGUAUCGGCCGCGCCGCACGCCAUGCAGGUCAAGUACGUCCAGGUGCCCGGCCAGAAGGUGUUCACGGCCACGCGCGUGGUGGCGAUGCCGGCGGCCGGCGGCGGCGGCCACACGGCCACCCCGCCGCCGGCCGCGCCGCCCGGGACGGUGGCUGUCAGUCAGGAGCAGGCCGCGCCGCUGGUGCUCGGAGAACUGGGCGAGAACGGAACCGUGGUGCUGCGGAAGGACCUGCUCGUCCGCGGCAAACAGAAGGUCUACCAGCCGCCGCGCCGCUCGACCCGCCUCUCCCGGAAGCGGGCCCGCUCCCACUCGGCCUGGUCCUCGGAUCCAUGCCGACUCUGUGUCGGAUGUCGCGCCUCCUUCCGACCGACUGAGCGCAAACGAAAACGCUAAGAUGACUGACAGCAGCGGUAAGACGGUGCUGGUGAUGCGACCUGUCCUCGAGUCACCACGGGCGUCCAGCGCCCCGCCCGACCGGCCGCCGACCGUGCUCCACCGACUGGCCCGGCCCAGCUCCACGGGCGGCGCCGUGCAGCUGACCCAGCUGACCUCCCAGCCGGCCGGGCAGCACCAGCUCCUACAGCACCAGCAGCACCAGCAGUUCAUACAGCAGCAGCAGCAACAGCAACAGAUGGUCACACACCAGCAGAUGCUCCAGCAACAGCAACAGAUGCAGGCGAGACAACAGCAGCAGCAGCAACAGCAGCAGGUUCAACAGCAGCAAAUUCAGCAACAGCAACAACAUGUACAGCAGCAACAGGUACAACAGCAGCAGCAGCAACAACAUGUUCAGCAUGUACAGCAGCAGCAGCAGCCACCACAACCACAACCACAACAGCAAGUACCGCAGCAACAGCAGCCUGUGCAACAGCAGCAGCAGCAGCAGCAGCAGCAUCUCAUGGUUCAGCAGCAACAGCAGCAGCACUUUAUCAGUCAGCAGAUGCAGCAGCAGCGGCAGCAGCAGAUGCUGGCCGCCCAGCAGCAGCAGCAGCAGCUGUCUAUGAUGCAGCAGCAGCAGCAGCGGCCCGGUGUGCCGCAGCAGCGGUUCAUGCUGGACCCGAAUCAGAACGUGUCUGUGCGGCCGCGGCAGUGGACGCCGGCGGUAACCGCCUACCGGCCGGCGCAGUUGGACAAUGGCGCCACGCAGUAUGUCAGUCUGAACCAGCAGGUGGUGCAGAUUCAGAACUCUCCGAACCCCACGGCGGCCGGGGCGGCGGCGGCGGCCGCAGCCGCAGCUGCAGCGGCAGCCGCCGCGGCCGCGCCCGUCUCGGCCGGCCAGUCCAUGUUCCACCUGCAGCCGGGCGGCCGGCCCAUGGUGAAGGUGGUCUCGGGCGGCGGCGGCGACUGCGGCUGCAGCCUCAAGGCCAUGGUGAUGUGUCAGAAGUGCGGCGCGUUCUGCCAUGACGACUGUAUGCCGGGUCCGCCGCAGCCGGCCGUCUGCACCACCUGUCUGGCGUGCCGGUGAUCGGCGCGCGGCGAGUCGACUGCCGACGGCGGCGCGAGGCAUCCCCGCGGCCGCCGGCGUGUGUGAUAGUGCCUUCGCUGUGUGAGUGCGCGUGGUUUUAGCAGCGGUCGGCGCGUCAGCCGGCCGAGUGUACUGGCCCCCGAGUCCGGCGGCCCAUUAUCGCGCGGCGCGUUCCCAUGCUUUCCAGUGCGGGCGUUGAUCUUGUUCUUUUUUACCUAAUGCAGUUAAGGGUAUUUUGUUUAUAGUGCACUGAUAUUUAUUGUACUGCAUUCACCGUCGGGAGAUGUUCAACGCCAUCUGUAAAAUACAUAUGAUGUGCGCA